AUGAAGGAGAGUUGUAACCACGGCUGGCUUUAUUAUUCAGACAACUGCUAUUUAGUCAGUCAGGAACAAAUGUCUUGGCAUGAAGCUAAGCUUCAGUGUGAAAGUAAUGGAGCGUUCCUGGCUGAUAUCAACUCUGCCGAGGAGAACACAUGGAUUACAGACAAAAUCAUUGAUAACCAAACCUGGUCAGAUAUUACUCACCACGUAUGGAUUGGUGCAAAUGAUAUUGGUAAAGAGGGCAUCUUCAUCUUGAGUGAGAUGAAUUCUACUCUGAAUUUCACGAAUUGGAAUCAGGAAGAACCAAAUGAUGAUUCUGGAGAAGACUGUGUGGCAAGUAUUCAAGAAAGAGGAUUGUGGAACGAUUUACCUUGUUCGUUGAAAUGCAGUUCCAUUUGCAAGAAAAUAAAUUAAUUGAAGUGUUU
Saccostrea cuccullata (small rock oyster) is the source of this 422-nucleotide messenger RNA. RefSeq names its product perlucin-like protein. The coding region runs from base 1 to 411 and encodes 136 amino acids. Gene Ontology annotation, molecular function: signaling receptor activity. NCBI's taxonomy places the organism in Eukaryota, Metazoa, Mollusca, Bivalvia, Ostreida, Ostreidae. The transcript is spliced from 4 exons. The record is from RefSeq and is a predicted model, not a curated record.